GAGGGUUACUUCAAUGAGCUUAUUAAUAGAAGCUUGAUACAACCCGUGGGAGACAAUAAAAGUCCCUUUGUUGUGUUUGGAGAGAUGGAGGUGUAUGCUUGCCAAGUACAUGAUAUGGUGCUUGAGCUUAUUAUCAAGUUGUCAGCUGAAGAAGGCUUUAUUGCUAUCACUUCAUUGUCAGAUGGUGGACAAGCAGGUGUAUCUUCGUUGCAUCAGAGGGAGAUUAUCAGGCGGCUAUCCCUCCACAACAGCAGCGACACCAAUUCCUCAAUAAAUGAAAGAAAACUUCUGUCGAAAAUGAGGUCACUUGAUGUCUUUGGCCGUGCUGAUUUAAUGAUGCCAUCCCUGUCAAGAUUUCCUAUUCUACAUGUACUGCAACUAGAGAAUUGUUCUGGACUGGAUAACAAUCGUCUUAAGGAUAUCUGCAAGUUGUACCUCCUUAAGUUUCUACGGCUACAGGGUUUGAAAGUCUUUGAUCUCCCCGAGAGUAUUGGCAAGCUGGAGUCUCUGGAAACAUUGGACAUUAUAGGCGCCGAUCAUGAAUUAGCGAUAAUGUUACCACUGUCUUUUGGUAAACUAGGAAAACUUGUCCGGCUUCACGCUGAAAGAGUGGAGCUGCCAGAUGGUGUGAGUCUGGAGAAUAUGAAAUCGCUACAAGAGCUGACUGGCAUAUGCGCUACCUUGCACGCCGUGACAGAGAUUGGUAAACUGGGAGCACUAAAGGCCCUUGAUAUUAGCAUCGAGGAAACUUGCAAUUCAAAGGAAUUGGUUCACACGUGCCUCCAAAUGUGCCAGAGUUCAUUACAAGUAUUGGUGCUAAAAGCUCCAUUAAUUUCUUUUUCGCUGGAUAUGUCAAAGCUUCCUCCUGGUCUCCAGACCUUCAUGUGCAAUAGCUACUUUAGGGCAUUCCCCAGGUGUAUUGAUCCGUCGCUCUCCUGUCUCACUGUAAUGUCCAUCGGGCUGUGGCGUGCGCGUGUACAGCCUGAGCACCUUGACAAGCUUGCUGAGCUGCCAUCUCUUCGCUUCCUCAGGAUAACCUCACCACUUCCAGCGGAUGAGCAGGAAAAGCUCGUUAUUUACAGCAGCCCAUCUAUAUUCCCGUGUCUAACGGAUCUUCGGAUUUCGUGUCCCUUGUUGUUCCUUGAGUUUCAACCUGGGGCUAUGCGAAAGCUUCAAAAACUUUGCCUUGGAUUUGACGCCAGAAAGACCGCUGAGCAUUUUCAGACUAAUGACUUCGAUUAUGGAUUAGAGAACCUCCCUUCUGUCCAACAUGUCGUCAUUGAGUUACGGGGGCGCGACCACCCCGAAGCCCAGGAUGCUAUUAGGAGGACAAUUAACGAUCAUCCCAACCAUCCGUCGCUUGAUUUUUCCUAUAUGUAAGAGUUAAAGGACAGAAGCAGCUUACGAGAUUUAUUGCUCGUCAUGUACUCAGACAUUGGUACGGGAUUAGAGGCUAAGUGUGUUAUAUUUUCCAUGAUGAAGUCUAUUGAUAUGAUGUUUAUGUCAAAUUCAAAUGUUUUUUACCAUCCGUCAUUUGUUUUGAAUAAUUAUUCUUAUCAUGUACUUUAUUGUAAUAACUAUAGAUGCAUUAUCAUUGUGUUCUAUUUUGGAUAUCCCAUCCACAUACUGUAUCAAGUUA
This is a messenger RNA of Panicum virgatum (switchgrass), 1639 nucleotides long. Its product is annotated as disease resistance protein PIK6-NP-like. The record is from RefSeq and is a predicted model, not a curated record. Bases 85 to 1380 code for a protein of 431 amino acids. Lineage: Eukaryota; Viridiplantae; Streptophyta; Magnoliopsida; Poales; Poaceae. The transcript is spliced from 3 exons.